Messenger RNA from Spodoptera exigua (beet armyworm), 3370 nucleotides. The record is from the annotation of a GenBank genome assembly. Lineage: Eukaryota; Metazoa; Arthropoda; Insecta; Lepidoptera; Noctuidae.
AUGACGGCGAACGUUGCCGUCACAGUAUCAUCAGCGGGUGGGGAGGCUGGUCCCCCGGGCCCGGCGACCGAGGGUACCGACAUGAAAGGUGUUGAAGCUACACCUGAAGAACAGGAACGGCUAGCAACUGGAAACAAUAAUGGGUCGCUCGACUGCAAGCACACGGCGGCUCACCCGCAGCCGCUGCGGGACCGCUCCGUAUUCGCGUCGACGCGCGUCUUCAUGUUGGUGUUUCUGUCAGGCUGGAUACUGCAGGGCAUGUUCCUCACCUACUUCGUUAGUGUAACGACCACUGUAGAAAAAUUAUUCAAAGUCGAAUCGAAGACGACGGGGACGUUAUUAGCGGCGACGGAAAUAGGCCAGAUAUGUACAGCACUGUUCUUGACGUACCUGGCGGGCCGCGGGCACCGGCCUCGGUGGAUCGCCUGUAUGAUGAUCGUUCUGGCGUUUGGUGUGAUCGGCUGUAUCAUGCCACACCUGUUCUAUGGCACACAGUUGCUGGAAGUGCACCAGGAAGCGCAUAAAGUUGGCGCCGCGCCUGUUUGCUACAGCUACCAGAACUCCUCCGACUUGUGUGAUGAUGCACACGUAAAGAGUUCAACGACGCGGUCUUCCAUCACCGCCGUGGUCAUCCCAUGGCUGUUUAUUUGCCUGCUGGUGGUGGGCGUGGGGCAGACUGGGAUAGCCACGCUGGGUAUUCCGUACGUGGACGACAACGUCGGCAGCAAGCAGUCCCCGCUUUACAUGGCUAUUACCAUCGGUAUAAGGGUUAUAGGCCCUGCAUUGGGCUUCCUUCUAGGGGCUCUAUGCACCAGGGUUUAUGUGGACCCAUUCUCGACCCCUGACUACGAUGCCAGUGACCCGAGGUGGGUUGGAGCUUGGUGGUUGGGUAUGGUAGUUGUAGCCGCAUUCAUAGUGCUGCUGUCAACCCUGAUGUUCUGCUUCCCGCGCCAGAUCAGAUAUGAGCCUGUACCUAUCCCUGCCAAGAAGAUCCAGGAAAAGCAUGAACCGAUGUUCAAAGAUUUCUUAGACACGAUCAAAAGGCAGCUUACGAACGACAUCCUGAUGUGGCGGACGGCUAGUUCAGUACUUCACUUGAUGCCCAUCAGUGGGGUGUACAGCUUCUUGCCGAAGUACUUGGAGAAGCAGUUCCGGCUCCCGACGCAUGACGCCAACCUAGUCUCGGGUCUUGGCGGCAUUCUGGUGAUGGGUUUGGGUACAAUUACGGCUGGGAUUGUGAUACUGAAGCUGGUGCCUACAGCUCGACAGGUUGCAGCUUGGACAGCUACGAGCGCCGCCAUUUAUAGUGCUGGUAUGAUUCUGUUAAUGUUCGUCAGCUGUCCUGAAGAGAAUUACAGGAUGAUCAGUGAAGGAGGCAGCAUCGCCAACAGUAGCGUGGAGUGCAGCGCUGGCUGUUACUGCGCUGAUGUGGCAUUCAAUCCCGUUUGUGGACAGGAUUCGUACACGUACCUAUCGCCAUGCCAGGCGGGCUGCCUGGACAGUUACCAGCUGGACAACAACACGUGGAUGUACACCAACUGCUCCUGCAUCGACGGCACCAAGCGCGGAGAGAAGGCAAUGGACACAAUUGAGCGUUACAACCUAUACAAUUCAUCGGAGGACAUAUUGUCGCGUCCGCUCGGUUUCGCGGUGAGCGGCGAGUGCGGGGGCCCGUGCUCUCAGAUCUACGUGUUCGUGGCCAUCUUCGCCGCGCUCAUGUUCGUGCACGCCAGCGGGGAGGUCGGCUCCGUACUACUCAUCAUACGGUGCACCGAUAGACAAGAUAAAGCGAUGGCGAUGGGGGUGAUCCAGUUCGCGAUAGGAGUGUUCGGCAACGUGCCGUGCCCGAUCGUGUUCGGCGCGGCUGUGGACGCGGCGUGCCGCGCGCGCGACGCCGUCUGCGGCAUGCUCGGCGCAUGCGUCUCAUACGACAACGACAGCUUCCGACACUUCUAUCUAGGUUUGUCGUCAUUCCUAAUGUUCCUAGCGUGCAUAAUGGACAUGUUGGUAUGGAGUAAGGCGGGUCGCAUUGACAUGAACCCCGCCGACAAACCCGCGCCCGACGCAUCCGUGGCACUCACCAACCCCUCCGACACACAACUCUGACAUCAAACCAACUACGAGUCACACCUGUAAGUGACCACACGACCUUAAGUCAAGGCAAUACGGUCCUAAUUACAACGAAACCGUUAAAAACCUCAACUAAGGCGUGGGACUAUUAACCCUACUUGUAAGUGUUACGGUCUAAAUUGCAACGACGCUGAUCUGAAUAAAUCUUAGUCGCUGCCAGCUAUCAACUUUACAUAUAGUUUACCCAGUGGUAAGAUCGAUAAAUGCAACGACGCUGAUCCAGUUACAGUUAUCGGAAAAUUGUGAAUCUUAUACCUGACUGUUAGAGUCGAAAUUUGUAUGCAAGAGGAUCUGAGAGUUGUAGGUUUAGCAAAAUUUAUUAUCAUGGUAAAGUUAAGGUGUCUUGGAUGAAUAUUGAAAUGUAGUUCGGGGAUAGCAGUUUCUGAAGGAUUGUGGGACCACUAGUGGGUGGGUUCUAAGCAAUGUUGUGGGUUACUGUUGAGUUUUGUUGUCCGAGUGUCGGCUAGACCGCCAUUAUGAGCCAUAUUACAACAAACAGCAAUGCAUGCGUUAUAUAUGUUAUUUGGACAAACCUAGAUACUAUUUGUAUAUACUAAUUAACAUACGCCAAUAUUUUGGUUAUUUAUUAGAUUCUUGAGCUAAUGUUAACUUUUUUUUUUAGUAAAAUGCCAGUGUAUUUGUUUGAACAUUACGGUUUCCGUGACAAAACCUUCAACCUGACUGAAAUAUCAAAUAGUUGUAUCGUGCAUUUUAUUUUUUAAUCUGUGCAUUUUAUACACUAGUUUUACUACGAUUUUACCGCAUAAGUAUGUGCUCAAUUUUAUAAACAUAAUAAUGAAAUAAUAAUAAUAAUAGCAAAACUACAAAAUGGUUCAGGCAUAAUAUUAUUAUCUAUAAAGUUAAAUUAUGUAUGAUAGUAAUUGUUUGGGAGCAAGUGUUUAUACGAAAUUACAGCUAAUACGAUUAGAGCCAAUAUAUGGCGCACGUAGCGUUAAUAAAUAGGUAAAUAAAUAUAUAUUUAUAUGUUCUGUUGUAAUUUAAAAGAAGGUUUUUGGCCCACUUACCCACGUGACGUUUUAUUUAGCUAAUAUACUGUGUUAGUGGGCGUAGACCUUUGCUUCAUAUAGUUGUCAGUCCCGUAACACAAUAGAAAGCGUUCGUCCUCAACACAUCACUUCAAUACAUCACUCAGUAAAUGAUAUCUACUAAUGGGACUGAGUGACUUUGAAAAGCACAUAUUGUCAUAGUAAUUAUAUAUUUCUAAUUAAAUAUUACGCUA